Molecule: messenger RNA, 3429 nt
Organism: Heterostelium album PN500
Lineage: Eukaryota; Evosea; Eumycetozoa; Acytosteliales; Acytosteliaceae
Exons: 7
Coding region: 1-3429 (1142 amino acids)
Biological process (GO): sexual reproduction
Source: RefSeq, a predicted model, not a curated record
AUGUAUUCACAGAGAUACUAUAUUUUAUUAUUUUCAAUAAUAUUAUUCCAAUCAGUUUUAGGAGCUUUUGAUAUUUUGAAUUUUCCUACAACAGGACACAAUUAUGAAUUUGUAAAUUUAAAUUUAACAGCUCUAGAAGCUGUUGAAUAUUGUAAUAAUCAAACUUAUCUAGGAAAUAAAGGAUAUCUUGUAACAAUCACUUCUCAAGAAGAAAACAAUUGGUUAAAAUCAAAAUCUUUAACUUAUUUUACAACUAUUAAAGAUUUUUGGAUAUCAGGAUCCUCGUCAUUAGAGGAGCCAGGGAUUUAUUAUUUUGAUUCCGGUCCAGAAAUUGGUCAAUUAUUUUAUAAUAUUUAUAAUGAUACAUGUGGAAUUUUUUGUGAUUUCACAGUAAUAGAACCAAAUCUUAUGUUUAAAGCGAAUGAAACUCAUAUCCAAUUUUAUUAUCCAGUCAACACUUGGAAUAAUAAGAAUCCGACAUACAAGUCACCUUUUAUAUGUGAAUAUAUUGGAAUGGAAUUACCAAAUAUUGAACCGAUAGGAACAUUAGGUGGAAAAAUUGAAAUCACAAAUAUCCUAGGAUGGAAUUUACUAGGACAAUCAUCAGUAUAUACAGUAUCAUUUAAUAAUCAAAGACAAGAAACUCUUAAUUGUCAAAAUGUCAAAGUUUUGUCAAAUACCUCUUUGUCUUGUGAUCUUCCUGCUGGAUCGGGUGCUUAUAAUGUUACGAUCAGUAAUGGUUCAAAACAACUAAAAACGAAUUUUAGAUUCUCACCUCCUCACAUUUCGCUUAUUGAACCUAAUUUCACCCAAAAUAGUGAAGUCACUAUCUCGGGUUUCAAUUUUGCAAAUGAUUCGUUUAUGAAGUUCUAUGUAACCAACAAUAGCUAUGAAUGUAUCAAUGCAAAACAAAUAAGAAAUGGUGUUAUGGUUUGCACUAUUACUUUAAAUAUAAAUUUCAAUAUUUCAUUCCUACCCUUGAUGGCUGUAGCUGAUGGUUUAAAUGGCCAAUCAAUUAAGCCUGUAUUUACUUAUAAUAAUAGAUAUUUCUCUUGUUGGAAAUCAGCAACUUAUUUCAAUGAAACUUUGAUCUAUGCUAACAAAGUCUAUCAAGAGGGUAUGAAAGCAUAUAUGGCAAUUGUGGAAACAUCUGAUAUGGCCAAUUAUUUCCACAGAGUUUGUUCCAAUUAUGGAUCAUCAAGUAUUUAUUACACUGGAUUAAUUUAUAACAGCUUCUUUACAGCGAUCAAUGGUCCUCAAGCAGGACAAAAGGUUAAAUAUUAUGAUUCAAACUAUACAACUUUACCAACUCCAAUAUCUCCAGCAUCAACCUACUACUCAUAUGACUUUAUAACAUUUACCUAUACUGAGAGAAUUGUUAAUUAUUCAUCUGGUUUACUAGCAGAAUAUUAUAGUGUUCAACCACAAUUUUCUACUACCAAAACCUAUACAGUUCCAACCAAUGGUUCUACUAUUACCAUGGAUAUUAAUGUUUAUGGUUCUUCAUUGGAGCAGAGUUUCUUUACAUUUAGAGGAGUCAAUACCACUUUUUAUAGAGAUUAUACCAUUCAAUCAAUCUCUAUUCCUAUUCCAGCUGGAGCAGGUGUUGCCCCUUAUCCUCUGAGUAUUUCCACUUAUUUUGGAAGUCAAAUUCUUACCUCCACCAACACCCAACUCAUACAAUAUGCUGCACCUGUGCUUCAAGGUUCAUCAAAACCAGAGAUUUUUGGUGAUAUUACAAUUUCUGGAACCAACUUUAACAAAGAUCCACAAUUGGUUAGUGUCAUGGUGAACGGGAACAAACCAUGCACCAAUCCAAAGAUGCUGACCACUCACCAAAAAAUUUCAUGUACAUUACCAAGUGGUUAUGGAACUAAUAGUAUUACUAUUAAUGUAAAUGGUUCUGUUUCCAAUUCAUUAAGUUUCACAUACAUUGGACCAACUAUAAAUGGUACUUCAAAGAUUACAAACCGAGGUGGCAACCUAACUAUUACUGGUGACAAUCUUUUCGAUGACCCAAAUUUACUCUUGGUUUCAGUUGGAUCUUUGAAAUGCGAGAAUAUAUCUAUUAUUAAAAGAAAUGAGGUUAUUCAAUGUCAGAUUCCUUCAAUCAAUAACAAUCAAACCAGACAAAAUGUUUCUUUAUCAUUGAAUGGUGUUAAAGCACCAUUAUUCCAAUUUGAUCUCUCAACUUAUCCAACUGUACUCUAUUCCACUCGAGGAUAUUUCAACACUACAACACUCUUGACCAUAGUUGGAACCAAUUUCGUCAAUAUUUCUUUGGCUAUCGAUAUUGAAAGUGAACCAUGUUACAAUAUUACUUUUUACUCUGAUACCAAUUUGACAUGUUAUUUCAAUGGUCAGACCCCACAACCAACAGAAGAUUCACUCUAUGUCAAUGUAUCAUCUUUUGGUAUUUCAGGAGGUGCCUUUGUUUUUAAUUAUAUAUUCCCCAAUGAAACUAAAUGUCCAACCUCUCCAGCGGGUCAAGUUUGUUUUGGUCAUGGACAAUGCUUUGAAGGAAAAUGUAAAUGCGAUGAUGGAUGGACAUCCAAUAACAACUGUUCGAUCCCAGGUACACCGAGUGAUCCACCCAUUAUUGACAAUGGUACAAUUAUCAAUCCUUCAGGAAUCAACUUUACCAGUGCUUUCAUUUACAUUCGUGAAUUAGAUACUCUCAGUCAAUCGAUCAAGGUAUUGGCAAUGUCAAGUGUAACCUGGUCUCAAAACAAUGUUACCAAAGAGUUAACCGGUCGUUUCCCAAACAAUGAAACAACAAUAGUCAGAGCAAAUCUCACAGUUUACAACGAAUCAACAACCAUCAAUUUUGCUGGAGAAACUAUAUUCAUGCCUGCCAAUUCAAUAAAAUAUAUUAUAGAGGUGACGGGCUGGAAGUUUGCAGAUCAAUUGAACACCUUGGAGUUGAUCUUCCAAACCAAGACCGAUGCAAUCUCCAAAGAUUCCUGUGGAAGGGAUAUCAAAGUAACAGCGGACAACAGUGAAUCUGCCUACCAAGUAAUCUCUGAAAAUGCUAUUCUCAAUGUGAACUUUGCUAAGAGGCAUUAUGUUGACCACAGAGUUAUGCUUUCCAAUUAUGUAGUGUUACCUUAUGAUGACCCUUUGGUGAACAAAACCGAGAUAAUCAAUGAAACCUCUCAAUUCACGUUGACAAUCGCAAUCAAGACCAGCAGUUUCAACGAUUAUAUUCUAGUCGAUCCAAGUAUCAGUUCGCUGAUUCUGACAAAGACAACUACCAACAAUGGUUGUUCAAAAGAAUCCAAUUGGAAGAUCAUUGUAAUUGCAGUCGUUUGUUCAGUAGUUGGUGUUGCCAUUCUAGUGGCAUCGGCAAUCAUCAUCAGAAGAAAAUUGAAGUGGCAAAGAGAAGAUAGAUCACUAAAGAUGAGAGAAGUCUCUGCAAAAGAACAAUAA